Messenger RNA from Lingula anatina, 4617 nucleotides. Its product is annotated as tyrosine-protein phosphatase non-receptor type 9. The record is from RefSeq and is a predicted model, not a curated record. Gene Ontology annotation, molecular function: protein tyrosine phosphatase activity. Gene Ontology annotation, biological process: protein dephosphorylation. NCBI's taxonomy places the organism in Eukaryota, Metazoa, Brachiopoda, Lingulata, Lingulida, Lingulidae.
UGAAAUAUUUUGUAAUAUCUUAUAUUUUGUUUUCCUUUGUAAGCUAGCACGCAUAUAUCAACGAGAAAAUAGUUUGUCGCCAUGCUGUAAGUGGUUAAUUGGUUUUGCCUUAAAGAUUUGGAAUCAAGAUUGAGUUGAGAUCUUCGCACCUUCCGUGACUGUCUGGGAUAGUCGCUGAAAGCGAUCUGUAGGGAACACUCGGUGCAUUAUAUCUAUGUUUUCAUUAAUUUAUCUUUCUGUUUUCUUUUUAAAAACCGUGGUAUCAUAAAAUGCAAGACGGCGGUGGAAAUGAUUUAUUUUAAUAUGAAAGGAUCAUUUACUUAGAUUCAAUUCGGACAUGACCAUCACUUCCGGCUUUAUUUACCGGAAGUUAUGGUGAAAUCUUUUUAGUAUUUCUAUAUAUGGAUGAUUAGGAUGUGGACUUUGUAAAGCCUGCUCCAUUAGUUAGUCAGUUGUACACUCCUUCAAUAUCUUGUGAAUUGACCUCAGUUUUCUCUAAGUCGAUCUUAUUUAUACAUCCCUGGAUAACAUGAAGGGCACUUUAGAUUUUGUGAAAAAUGAGGCAGCAGUGGCCUUCUUAAAGGAGGUGAACCAGCCCCAGACCAAUGGACAGACUGCCCCCACAGUCACCUGGGAAGAGGCUGUCAAGUUCUUAAUGGCUAGAAAAUUUGAACUUCCUCGUGCACUGGACCUUUAUAGAAACCACAGGCUAAUCAGACAAAGAGAAGGCUUGAUUAACCUUUACCCCCUAGACAAAUCAGUGCAAGUGGAAUUGCUGUCUUUAAAAUUUACAAUCCUGCCCGCCAGGGACAGCAGUGGGGCAGCCAUAGCCCUGUUUACUGCACGUUACCACAACCCCGCCAGCACCUCACACCAGGCCGUGUUGAAAGCCUUGAUGUUCCAGCUGGACUCUGCUCUUGAAAGCACUGAAACUCAAAGGAAUGGACUAGUAUUUAUUUAUGACAUGACUGGAUCAAAAUACAGCAAUUUUGACUAUGACCUAAGUAUUAAGAUAUUGGACUUGCUAAAGGGUGGUUUUCCUGCCAGGUUAAAGAAAGUCCUGGUUGUUACAGCACCCUUGUGGUUCAAAGCUCCCUUCAAAAUACUCAGAUUAUUUGUACGACAAAAACUUCGAGACCGGGUAUUCACUGUGAACAGCCCCCAGUUGACAGAUCACAUCCCUGUGGAGUCUCUUCCCAAACAACUAGGGGGAACACUAGAUGUGGACCAUCAGGCAUGGCUCAAACAUUGUCUCAAACAUGGUGCAAUGAAAGUGGAUGACAAGAUGUUUGAAAGCUUUCUCAAAGCAGCAAGGAAUGAUUCUAAUAUAGUAGUAGCAAACAGUGUGAAAGGCACCUCUGACAAUAGUCCCGUGUCUCCUGUCAGUGAGGACCUGGACUCCCAGGGCUCCAAGGAGACUGUCAGUGAGAAACAUAACCAUGAGGAGAGAGAGAAAGAAGUAGAGGAGGAGAAACCUGGGAAUGAGGCCUCCAGAGACAUGAACGGCCAGGCCGAGGUUUACACAUUAAGUAACAGUGAUGAGUCCAGUGAAGUGGGCUCACCCCCCUGUAAGAGGGCCGUGGAGUCCUCCCCUGACCUAAGCCCAGUGUCUGGUCAGCUCCAGCCACAACUGCCCAGGAAGAAGCGUCCGGCAGAUGCAGACUUUGAUGAUGGUUCCAUUCAUACCUCACAGAACCAGGGCAUGUCUAUAGAGGAGUUUGCUAAGAUGGUGAAGGCCAAGGGGAAGCAGGGACUGUACAAAGAGUAUGCUUUCCUGAAGGCAGAGGCACCAAAAGGCACAUUCAAUGAUUCAAAAGCUCGGCACAAUCUCCCCAAGAACCGUUACACUGAUGUCCUGUGUUUGGACCACAGUAGAGUGAGACUAGAAUGUAUUGAUGGGGACCCCACCACUGACUACAUCAAUGCUAACUUUGUGGACGGGUACAAGCAGAGAAAUGCUUAUAUAUCCACACAGGGGCCACUUCCAAAGUCUUUUGAUGAUUUCUGGAGAAUGGUCUGGGAGCAGCAGGCACUGAUCAUAGUCAUGACAACAAAAGCUGUGGAGAGGAACCGUGUGAAGUGUGGGCAGUACUGGCCUAAUGAGGAAGACACCUAUGAACAAUAUGGAGACUUAAUUGUUAUCAACACCAAAAUAGAACUGAACAAAGAUUACACAGUCUCUACACUAGUAAUACAGAACCCUAAGACAGAGGAGCACAGGACAGUGACCCACUUUCAGUUCACCAGCUGGCCAGACUAUGGCGUCCCCCACUCGGCCUCAGGAUUCCUUGACUUCAUGUUCCGGGUACGUCGACACCAAGAGCAAAGAGUGUCAGAGCUUGGUGGCAGCUGGAAAGGCCACCCCCUGGGGCCCCCCAUAAUUAUACACUGCAGUGCUGGAAUAGGGAGAACAGGAACCUUCAUUACCAUGGACAUCUGUACUAAGUGGCUGGCAGAUGACUGUAAGGUGGAUGUGGAGUCUACAGUGCAAAGAAUACGGUCACAACGUGCUUUCAGUAUACAGAUGCCAGACCAGUACGUGUUCUGUCAUCUGGCAUUACUGGAACAUGCACAGCGCGAAGGCGUAUUGGGAGAGAUCGACUUGGACGGAUUUGAUGAUAGUGAAAGUGAAAGUGAUUGACAAAUUUAAAGGACAGGAAUUCAGUGCAUUAUAGUCACUCACAGCCUCAGUGAUAUGGAAGAUGUGUAUAGCAUCCAGAUCCAGGACAAACAUACUUAAUGGCAAUAGAUAAAGUUCAGUUUUAGUUCCUGCUGUGAACAGCUGUGUAUUGUCCUGUCACUAGGUAGUCAUGGGAUAUGGAGAAGGUUGUCAGUGCAGUGGAUUCCACUCAGCUGCCCAUAGGAUCAACAACUGACAGUCUGGAUACAGGGAUGUCACUGCAGCAUACAUUAUUGUAUUAAAUACAACUAUACCAUGUUACUCAACAUUAUCACACAAGAUGUGUUGUAAGUAGAGUGGACAGUCCACUUACACAGAGGUGGAAAUCUCUGGAUAUAUUUGCUGUACAAGCAGCUACUCAUGACGCAUCUAGGUUCACAAGAACUCAAUUCAACUAGUAGCAGUAUGUAUGGAAAUGGAAAAAUAAUUAGGAUAACAAAACAGAAAUGCUUACUUUAUAUAAUGUUGUUUCAAAUUAUAAACUAGAUUUCUGUGAAUUGCUUCCUUUAUUAGAGUAUUAGGUAGUAUUUAUUGGACAUCAUUCAAUGUGAAAAUGCAAACAUAAAGUGAAGGGAUAGUUUCAGUUUUGAUUGACUGAUCCCAAUAACAAAGGUUUAACUACAUAACUAUGACAAAGGUUAAGCUACAUAGUUAUAAAAUAAAAUAACAACAUUACUUCAAAACUACAUAACUAAUAAAAAUGUCAAGCAACAACAAAAAACAUACGUUGUGGUUUAUCUAAUUUUAUUUAUUUUUCUUUCAGUUAACUUCUGAUUCCAUUUUCCUCUUAGUUGACACAUUCCAUGUAGUCUUCUUGUUUUCAGAAACUGGAAGUUUUCACCUUACAUUUUAUUUUGACUGAAAAUAUAGUGUACAAACUUAAUAUGCAGUUGCAGCCUGCAUAUUUUGGAGACAUUGACAGUUCAUUAUAUUUUAAACAAGUUCUCUACUCUCAACACAGCAGACCAUAGUUGUAAGUACUGGGAAACUGUGAACUCUUUCUUUCUGGCGCAGUGCAAUGUCUUAAUCCAGUGUACAUAUAGAUAUAUGUGGUGUAGUAACUGUACAAGUGAAAUUGUAGCUCUGUCAAUUCUGUGUCAUCCCUACACAGUUGUUAACUUGGCUUGGGUAGUGUACAAAUUGCACAGGUUAAAACUGUAGACAAGAUUAUAUGUGGUAAAUUAAUGGAUGGCAAAUUGUGUUGCAUAUAUAUAAAUAUAUUUGGAAACAUAAAAUGGCAUGAAGCACAUCAAGAUGUACUUAAAUUCUAGACACAGGACUUGAUGGACAUAUAAGAUAUGCUAAAAUGAGUGAAAGAGCAUUGGUAUUUUUUCUGUGGAAUAUAUAAAGCAAGUAGCAAAAUUACAAUGUAAGGGCAGUUUAAUUGUGCAUCCACAGUAUAUUCAAUGUAAAGUUUGCCUGUAUAAUAUAUUAUAGAUAAAAAUGGAGUUGCGUAUCUGAUGCUUGUUGUCUUGUCUUCUAUCUCUUAUUGUACCACAGCAACAUCAACCAGUAGUUUCUCAUUGUAUUAUACAGUAUCAUUUAUUUAUUUAUUAGUUAAUAAAUGACAGAGUUCAGUAUAUAAGUUGCUUCAAUGUGAAGUGUUUUAAAUGAGUUUUGUACUUUGAUAUUAUAAGUUAAUCAGCUGGGUUUGUAUUCCUCACCAGAUAUAUUUCCAUAUUUUGUAUAUAAACAGGAACUAUCUGUCACAGUUACCCAUCAAUAACACCAUUCAUAAAGAAAAGCAUUGUAGUGUAACUAUUAAGAUAAAACUUUGAAAAUAUUGAUAUAAAAAGUAUUCAGCUAGAAUACAAAAUUAUUAUUUAUGAUACUUUUAUAUUAUUAUAUGUACAAGUAUAUAAGUUAUAUUGUGUAUGAUAAAAGUACAAAUGUAGUAGAUAUGGCUAUAUUGUAAUAAUAAAUAUGAAUAGAUUAUA